Molecule: messenger RNA, 4896 nt
Organism: Mesorhabditis spiculigera
Lineage: Eukaryota; Metazoa; Nematoda; Chromadorea; Rhabditida; Rhabditidae
Source: the annotation of a GenBank genome assembly
AUGCAUGCCCUCGACGGGCAAAAGGGAGAAGCGGGGGAUGGCGCAGGUGAAAUCGGAGGCGUUUUGCCACGGCCCUCCACCCCGGCCCCGAGGCUGGCGCGCGAUCAAUAUCUGCCGCUACGCGACUCGCCCAAUGAGAACCCGAGUCUUGAAUUGGCCCUCAACCCGGGUGAUAUGAUCUUGGUAAAAGGCGAGAUGGAUGACGAUGGUUUUUACAGAGACCAAGAAGCUCCCACAUCAUGUGCCACAGAUCCGUUAUUAGCAGAUUUUCGAUCACACGAGCCCUAUGGACCAGGUGGUGGUGUGCCCGACUCGGUUUGUCCCUAUCCCUCCAUUGACGUAUCAGCUGUCACAGUACAAGAAAUUAAAAAUGAUACACCAAGAGUGCCCUGCCCCCGAGAAAUCACGAUAGAGAAGAAGUUGUCAAGAUCGCUCGUGAUAGCAUGGUCUCCACCUGAAGAAUCGUUUGUUGUUGUUUCCCAGUAUCACGUAUGCGUCGACAGCCAAGUGAGAGCGGUGGUGCCAGGCUCCUACAAAUGCCGGGCAUUAAUCGAAGAUGUUUGUCUAAACGGUUCGGUGAAUGUUUCGGUGAGGGCUGUCACUGAACAGGGCCAUUCUCCGGAUGCAGCUUGCUCGAUAGCUGUCGGAACAGAAGCCGCCGUCGCGCCUCAACAUCUUCGCGUGUGGGCCGUCACGCCGGUUUCUGCCUGCGUCCGAUGGUAUCCCAGCAAUUCCAACGCCGAGCACGUGGUCUCCCUAAACGCAAUUAAGGUCGGCGUCUGCCCGCCCAGUGUGUAUCAGGUGCAACUGUGUGGCCUUCAACCUUCAACCAUCUAUCGAGUCUCCGUCCGGACAAAGCAUCCUAAAGCCGUGCUCGAACAGCGUCCCGUCGAACGUUGCUUGGAUUUCAAGACCCUUCCAAAAAUUGGUCUACCUGAUCCUCCAGUGAACGUCUGCUGUGAGCCAGGGCCUCAACCUGGUACAUUGCUCGUCUCCUGGUCGCCCGUUCACUCCCAGCCCAAGCCACCAUCUCGUGCCGCUGUCCAAGCCUACCUCAUCUACGCCGACGGCAAAAACAUUGCCCAAGUUCCCUCAGCCACCGCCGAUCACGUCCUACUCCGAUUGGCCGAUCUAUCCGACGACCCGCCAAUUUUUAUCACCGUGCGAACAAAAACGCGAGAGGGAGCGGUCAGCGGUGAUUCAAACGUAGCUCGAGUGCCCAGAGUCAGCCAAAUACAGGGCAUCGCACCUCCAUUCUCGGAUCCGCUUCGUGGAACGGCACCUCAAAACGAUCUUCUCAAGCUCCAAGACCCCUUGGAGUCUGUCCAAAUGGCUCAAUCGUACCCGUCUUCUUCAUUUCCUGUGAUUCAGCAUCAGUCUUCACUUCCCAAUCAAAUGUCUGGAUAUGCCCAUAUGGGAACAUUGACGCGACAACCGGCGAUGGCGCCAUGCUCAGCACCAGUCUCAUUACAAGCAUCCCUAGUCGCAUCGCAGCCUGUUUUGUCAUCGAUGGCCCCAGCCCUUUCAUUUGCUCAGUCGCAGAUUCCGCACUUUCACUCCGUCAAUCCCUAUCAACAGACACCAUAUGUACAGGGCUACGCGCCGCCGAUGGCUGUGGGUCGUGUACUACCACCAGCCACUUCCGAAGGCAUCUCCCCACAUCAGUGGAAAGCAGCAGCGAUGAGCCAGUACUACACAUUUCAUCCGCGCUUGAUGAGAGGAGAUGGAGCGCAGGAAGAUGCGCGGCCGAGUGUUAUGGAAAUGGAAUCGAAUUAUUUGUUGCGACAUCGACAGGGCGACUACACACCUCGCUCGGCAGUAUAUCCCAGCAGACAGAUGAGCGCCGAUGGGCGAACACACAGAUUGAUCCCUCCACGGCUGGCCCGGGUAAAAAGCGAAAGCGGUUUUGGCACAAGAAGCGAGCCAGACCUCCGACCGAUGCUUGAUGAAGAUUGCAGAUGGUUUGUCGCCCUCUUCGACUACGAUCACCAUAUGUCGCCCAAUCCAAAUGCAGAGAAUGAAGAGCUCUCCUUCCGGAAACACCAGCUAAUAAAAGUCUAUGGUGAGGUAGAUCCGGAUGGCUUCUACACGGGCCAAAUCGGCGGAAGAACAGGGCUAAUUCCUUCAAAUAUGGUCAUCGAGAUUGCCAAAGAUGAACUAUUGCCAAGGAGAAUGAGAGCCGAAGCUAUGAUCAUGCUGGCGAUCGACGUGUUCCAUUGGGGUACAGCAGAGCUGAAGCUUCGCAACAGUAUUCCAGCUUGGACCGAAGGGAUCAUUCGUUGCCACCUCGAGACAGAUACCGACGAGCAUCCGGGAGAACAGAUUAUGGGGGUCGGUAUGAGGGACGUUAUCGAGAUCGCGAGCGAGAAGACUGGAAGGACCGAGAAUUCCGGGACUCGCGAGACACAGAACGAUAUCGAGCUGAUCUGGAAAGGGAUGAACAUCGUGACAAGUAUAGGAGUCGAGAUUACUAUGAACGCAGAGAUGAGCGAUACCCAGAAGAUAGAGAGCGAAGACGUUACCCCCACGAUCAUCAUUCUCACCAUAACGGCUAUCAAGAUGACUAUCCAAGACGGAGAAGAUCGUGGAUAUUAUGGCAACGAGCCAGGCCCAAGCACCGGAUAUCCAAUGCCGGCUUCUCAUCCGCAGCAGCUCCCACAGCAACAACAAAUGGGACAGCAACAACAACAACAACAACAACAACAGCAGCAGCUGGGCGGACGACCGUUGGCCGAGAUAGCCUCUGCUCCUCAAAUGGGUCCCCAGGCAGGGAUGAUCGGUCAAAUGAGCGGCAACAUACAACCUGGAUCAGCAAUGACUUCCCAAAUGGCACCCACACAUCCACCACCUUUGAUGAAUCAGGGGUCCGCUGCGCAACUUGUCCAACCGAUGCAACAAAUGAACCUUGGUGGGCAACCGUCGGGUAUUGACUCGUUACCACAACAAGCUCCCUUCGACCCGACCCGUCUAAACGGAAUGCCCACCCGAAAAAUGGUCGCCAAAUUCGAUUAUGAUUCAAGGCAAUUGAGCCCAAAUGUCGACGCUGAACAGGUUGAGCUGUCGUUCCGGCAAGGUGAUAUCAUUGUCGUCUAUGGCGAUAUGGACGAGGAUGGGUUUUAUAUGGGAGAGCUGAAUGGCCAGCGUGGUCUUGUGCCCAGUAACUUCUUACAAGGCAGCCCGCUGAACUCGUUGGCCCCGUCGCAGCCCACCGAUCCGAUGGUGAUGAAGAAAGGUGUAGCUUUCUCUGAUGCCGCGUCGGUUGUUGCGAUGGCCAAAAAAUCACUGCCAAAUCGGCCGCUGAAUCAACAGGGCAGCGGCGGAGCCACAGCUACGGUAUCCGCGGGGAAACCAGUGCAGAAGAAGAGCACAGCUUCGGCCCCUGGUGGUACAAAGCCGCUUGCCAAAAAGUCUUCCGACGUUUCCGGCGGGAAAUCAGCCGCACCCGCCCGGAAAACGAGUACGGCCGUCAAAAAAGAUGCGCCAAAGGACCAAGUCGAAAUGUAUGUGGCUAGUUUGGAUCCUGACUACGAUGGUGAAAACGGGCCCUCGGAUACGUUGGACCCUGAAUCGGCGUAUGAGGAGCUGGAUCUCGGCUCGUAUGCGACGACGUUGGGCGGUGUUGUGCACGUCUCUUCGAUUGAUCACGAUCCACACAGCGAGCAUGACAAUGGCGGCUACCACGAGAAUGGCUCAGUACACGAGGAGGAUCACGUGAAGUCACGGCACGGUAGCGCCGAGGCAGCUCCCCUCAGCCCCGUUAUCAAAAAGACGACUGUUGCACAAAAGGUGUCAAGACAACUCUCCACCGAUACAAGCUCGGUGGGCCCACCACGCGACCAGGAGAAGAACGUUUCCCCCGCCCCCGCAAUAGCACCACCAACCCCAGUGUUGCCAUAUAAUUCGGUUGCCGCCUCUGGACUACGAUCAACGCCACCCGUUUCUAAUACUGCCGGAAUAUCACCAAAAUCGCAAAGCAGUAAGCCGCCCGCGUUGAGCACCGUUGCCCCACCGGCCAAUUUGGAGCCUCCCGUCCCAUCACCCGUUUUAACAGCACCACGGGAACAGCUGCCAAAACCUGCAGAAACGUCUCCGCAAAAAGUUCAGCAGCCGGAAGACACAGCGCCAGCACCCGACUUGAAGCUCAGCCAGGCUGAGUUGACGAUGAAAACGUUGACACAACCAUUUGCCAAUAUCGAAAUAACUUCUAGUAAUAACACUGCUGGACAUGUUGAUGCACUUUUAUCGAAUACGGAACUGCAACCAACCCCACCGCAUUUGACAUCCGCGGAUUUGGCCAUGCAUAAUAAUGUCAUGCAUCAUACUGGGCUGCACCAUAACGAGACGUUACGGCAUAUGCUUCAAAAAUCGCAGAACAACUUGAAGCCUCGGAGUGGCGAGCCGCAAACGGCUUUAAUACCGCCGUGGCUUGGUGCUUCUCCUCUCGGUCGAGCACCACAUUCAAUCGAUCUCGACGCACAACAACAUGCUGUAGAUAUGGUCAUGGUUCGCUGUCCACCACCGUUCGACUCUGAAAAACCGAGAUCCUACCUGCCUAAAAUGCCAAUGACAACCAGUGCUUGUUAUCCACAAUCAUCACCACCAGCUUCCGACACCGUUGAAUACUAUCUACGACUCACACCGGAAUCGCUGUUCUUUACUUUUUAUUAUAUGGAGGGCUCUCGAGCGCAAUUGCUGGCUGCGAAAGCAUUGAAGCGCCUUUCCUGGCGUUUCCACACAAAAUAUCUGAUGUGGUUCCAAAGGCAUGACGAGCCGAAAGCUAUCACCGAUGAUUAUGAACAGGGUACCUACCUCUAUUUCGAUUACGAGAAAUGGGCCCAACGGAAGAAAGAAUCUUUCAUGUUCGAGUACAAGUACUUGGAAGACAAGGAUUUCGAC